UCCAUCAGAUUCACCAACAACAUGGAAACCAGAAACCAAACAGGUGUUUCAAAAUUCCUUCUCAUGGAGGUGACAGAGGAUCCAGAACUGCAGCCCCUCCUCUUCAGCCUGUUCCUGUCCAUGUACCUGGUCACCAUCCUGGGAAACCUGCUCAUCAUCCUGGUUGUCAUCACUGACUCCCACCUCCACACCCCCAUGUACUUCCUUCUCUCCAAUCUGUCCUUUACUGAUAUCUGUUUAAGCACAACUACCAUCCCCAAAAUGCUGCUCAACAUACAAACACAGAAUCAGAGCAUCACUUAUAAAGGUUGCCUCACCCAGGUCUGCCUGGUCCUGGUUUUUGCUGGUGAGGAAAGUUGCCUUCUUGCAGUAAUGGCUUAUGACCGUUAUGUGGCCAUCUGUCACCCACUGAGGUACACAGUCAUCAUAAGCAUCCGUCUGUGUGGCCUGCUGACUCUACUCUCCCUGUUCAUAAGCAUUGUGGAUGCCCUGGUUCAGAGCCUGAUGGUGCUGCAGCUGUCUUUUUGCACAGAUGUUGAAAUCCCCCUCUUCUUCUGUGAAGUUGUCCAGGUCAUCAAGCUUGCCUGUUCUGAUGCCCUCAUUAAUACCAUUCUGACAUAUUUUGCAAGUGGUAUACUUGGUGCUAUUCCCUUGUUUGGAAUAAUUUUCUCUUACGCUCAAAUUGUCUCCUCUGUUUUGAGAAUGCCAGCAGCAGGAAGAAAGCAUAAAGCUUUUUCCACCUGUGGGUCUCACCUCUCAGUUGUGUCCUUGUUCUAUGGGACAAGUUUUGGGGUGUACAUUAGUUCUGCAGUUACUGACUCAUCCAGAAUCACUGCAGUGGCUUCACUGAUGUACACUGUGGUCCCUCAAAUGAUGAACCCCUUUAUCUACAGCCUGAGGAACAGGGACAUGAAGGGAGCUUUGAGGAAGCUCAUUGGUAGGACACCUUCCGUUGUGUGA
This is a messenger RNA of Cynocephalus volans (Philippine flying lemur), 960 nucleotides long. Its product is annotated as olfactory receptor 7G1-like. Gene Ontology annotation, cellular component: plasma membrane. The record is from RefSeq and is a predicted model, not a curated record. Lineage: Eukaryota; Metazoa; Chordata; Mammalia; Dermoptera; Cynocephalidae. Gene Ontology annotation, biological process: G protein-coupled receptor signaling pathway. Bases 22 to 960 code for a protein of 312 amino acids. Gene Ontology annotation, molecular function: olfactory receptor activity; G protein-coupled receptor activity. The transcript has a single exon.